ACCGGCUUACGGUUGUCGUACAGCUACGAUCUCGCUCGCAUCGGCUCCACGUUCACGGUGCUAGUUCACUUAUUGUUCGUUCUCCGUUGCCGCUCCAUCGAGAUUCGCUCUCCGAUCGAGAAUUUCGAUCACGUUUAACUGCGCGUCGAAAGAGACAGAUAAAUCAAGAGAGCAAACAUGUGCGACGAGGAAGUUGCCGCGCUCGUAGUCGACAAUGGAUCCGGCAUGUGCAAGGCCGGUUUCGCCGGGGAUGACGCUCCUCGCGCCGUCUUCCCAUCGAUCGUCGGCAGGCCACGCCAUCAGGGUGUCAUGGUCGGUAUGGGACAGAAGGACUCCUAUGUCGGUGAUGAGGCUCAAUCGAAGAGAGGUAUCUUAACGUUGAAAUACCCAAUUGAGCACGGUAUCGUUACCAACUGGGACGACAUGGAGAAGAUCUGGCAUCACACGUUCUACAAUGAAUUGCGAGUAGCUCCGGAGGAGCAUCCGGUCCUUCUUACCGAGGCUCCCUUGAAUCCUAAAGCCAAUCGCGAGAAGAUGACUCAAAUUAUGUUCGAGACAUUCAAUACCCCAGCCAUGUACGUCGCGAUCCAAGCCGUGUUGUCGCUAUAUGCUUCCGGUCGUACCACUGGUAUCGUACUGGACUCUGGUGAUGGCGUUUCCCACACUGUACCAAUCUACGAGGGAUACGCCCUUCCGCACGCUAUCCUCCGCUUGGACUUGGCCGGUCGCGACUUGACCGAUUAUCUCAUGAAGAUUCUCACGGAGAGAGGAUACUCCUUCACGACUACGGCCGAGCGAGAAAUCGUCCGCGACAUCAAGGAGAAGCUCUGUUACGUCGCGUUGGACUUUGAACAGGAGAUGGCUACAGCGGCCUCUUCCUCCAGCUUGGAGAAGAGCUACGAACUUCCCGACGGUCAAGUCAUCACCAUCGGUAACGAGCGAUUCCGUUGCCCGGAGGCUCUCUUCCAACCCUCGUUCUUGGGUAUGGAAGCUUGCGGCAUUCACGAGACUACAUACAACUCGAUCAUGAAGUGCGACGUCGACAUUCGUAAGGAUCUGUACGCCAACACCGUUCUGUCCGGUGGUACCACCAUGUAUCCUGGCAUAGCCGACAGGAUGCAGAAGGAGAUCACUGCCUUAGCCCCGUCUACCAUGAAGAUCAAGAUCAUUGCCCCGCCUGAGAGGAAAUACUCCGUAUGGAUCGGUGGAUCGAUUCUCGCAUCGCUUUCUACCUUCCAACAGAUGUGGAUCUCGAAGCAGGAAUACGACGAAUCCGGACCCUCCAUCGUCCACAGGAAGUGCUUCUAAGCGCGCCUUCUCCAUCGCAUAUUAUCAUUCCCCAAUCCUUGAACUUGAAGAGGGAGAGAGAGAGAGAGGGGGGCUUCUGUCUCGUUUCGCAGGCGGACGUAACAUCAACUUCCGCGACGAUUGCCCUUUGGUUUCUCCGGGGCGAAGGUAGCUUCUUUCAAUUCGGAUGUACGUGUUUAAGAUACGCGUGUUAACGAUUAAACGAGAGGAGAAGAGGAGCUUUCGAUAUCUCCUCCCCGCGACGCGUGUUCCUCGGUCUCGGCGACGAUCCAAAAUAAACCGGCGGUUCGUUCUUGCUCGUUUAAACGCGAUCAUUCUUUUCAUCGUUUCUCAUCGAUUCAAUAUAACGAUCUUAAACAUGUGCCCCGAUUCCUAAAUACCUUUUUCUACCUUAUCUUAUAAUCGAGUCCUUUGUAUUAUAUAUUUGAAUAACUUGCGUCUAUUACACGGUAGCAUUUAGCCAAACAUUCCUCGCGAGACGUCCUUCUCUCAACGCGAGUAGAACGCUUCCUUUUCGUUAAUCUCGUCGCUCCGCUGUACGCUUCGAUUGCCAUUUUUCUUCGAGGAUUUGAGCAAGAAGAAAACGCGAAGAUAAACGCCGAGGUUUCUGUUUGCGGGAAAGAUCGUCGAUUGUUCUUCCCGCGGAAGGAGACGAUGGACAUAUGGCAAUCAACGUCGGUCAAUGCAUUCCGAUUAAAGUGCGGUAUUUUUAAGAGGCGCUUGCGUCGAAGCUAAUACACAAACAUGUCGUACGUCAUUCCGCGCGCAGAAAGAUAAGCCUCCGACUUCUUAUCUGUUUAUUUCUUUUUUUAAUUAUUAUUUGCCUAUCGUUGAGGGAAAAAGAUGGCCUUUUCUGUCUUCUUUCUUUCUUUCUUUUCUUUUUUUUUUUUUUUUUUUUUUUUAA
Molecule: messenger RNA, 2212 nt
Organism: Formica exsecta
Lineage: Eukaryota; Metazoa; Arthropoda; Insecta; Hymenoptera; Formicidae
Gene: Arp1
Product: actin-5C
Exons: 2
Coding region: 178-1308 (376 amino acids)
Biological process (GO): mitotic cytokinesis
Source: RefSeq, a predicted model, not a curated record